CGAGCGUCAUGGCGGCUGCUCGCAUCGCCGUGCUGACGGCGGUGUUUUCGCGGAAGCUGAGCGUCGCGGCGGACAAGGCGGUGCAGUGCGAGCUGAAUGACUCGCUGCUCGUGGACGCGCAUGGCCAGACCGCGCCCAGCGUCGAGAUCCGGGUCAACGCGAAGAAGCCGUCGCGGGUAGCAGAGUCUCCGCGUAGCACGAACGGCUCGUGUCUAGCAGCGGCAGACGAGGCCCUAGCGUGCACCAGAGCCCUGCAUGCGGGCGGCACAGCUAAAGCCGUGGCACACGCUCGCCUAGGGGUGCCGUCGUCCGCUCUUGUGGCGGUCGGCAAGACGGACGCUCGCGCCAUAGUGGCGACUCUAGGAUCUGCCGCUGCCGGCGGCAUGCGCGAGUCUCACCACGCGCUGACUGCGAGCGGCGGCGGCACCCUGCUUCCCCCGAACGGCGUGGCGCCUCUCUCGCACGAGGCCAGCGGCGCGCCGAGCCGGUCUUCUCAGCGCGUGCGGUGGACGAAGCGGAAGAGCCGUUCGACGCCGCGGCAGGCGGCGUGGACGGCGGGCGAGGUGCGCGAGAGGGAGCGGCGGAUCGCGGAGGAGGUGGCGCGCGUGCCGGAGGGUCGGAGUGUGGCGGCCGUGCUGGACGCGUGGGCGGGGCGCGCGACGCGCGUGGAGAUGUCGAGCGUGGUGAAGGAGCUCGGCGCGCAGCGCAAGGCGCGGCGGUCGCUGGAGGUGUUCGAGUGGAUGGACGCGCAGCGAGGGCGAAUGCGCCCCAACGGCCACACGUACACCCUCAUGCUCGGCAUCCUCGGCAGGGCGGGCAUGGUGGAGGAGGCGGGCGCGCUGUUCGACCGGUUCCGCGCGGCGGCGUUUCGCGACAAGGUGCACGGCUUCAACGCCGUGCUGCACGCCUGGCUCACCCACGGCCGCGCUGAGGACGCAUGGGCGCUCUUCCACCACAUGCAGCAGCAGCAACAGCAGCAGCAGCAGCAGCAACAGCAGCAGCAGCAGCAGCAGCAGCAGCAGCAGCAGCAGCAGAGUCAAACACCGGAAGCGAGCGCAGUGUCGACUGUGCCUGGCAGUGUCAGUGCCAGCAGCAGCGCGUCUCUUGGCACUGCUGCUGCUGCUGCUGCUGCUGCUGCCGCCAGCCCAGCGCCAGCGGGGCAUCACACCCGCCGACCUGCUACCCUCAGCACCACGCACCUGCACGCCCCGCCUUGCACGCCCCCCCGUGAACUCGCUUCUCAUCCCUCGCCUCCCACUUCGCCCCUCUCCUACUCGCCUGCUGCCCCCUCCGCUGCCCGCGCCUCCACCGGCCAGUCGUCGCAGCCGUCGCAAGCGCCUGCCGCCCGCGUAGAGGACCGCGGCGACGGCGACGGUGCGGCGAGGUGGGGCCCCGCGCCGGCGCCGGACGCGGUGACGUACAACACGAUGAUGAGCGCGGGGCUGGCGGGGGGCCGCACGGCGGGCAGGGCGCAGGCCAAGUGGCGCGGGAGAGGCAAGAGCGGGGGGAGCAGUGGGGCCAGCAGUGCAGCGCGGCAGGCGCUUGCGCUGUACGGCGAGAUGAAGGCGGCUGGCGUGCGGCCGAACUCGCGCACGUUCAACAUCCUCAUCGCGCUGCUCGCCCGCCACGGCCAACUCGCGCAGGCGGAGGGCGUGGUGGCGGAGAUGCGUAGGGAGGGCGUGGAGGUGGACGCGUACACGGUCAACACCGUCAUGGCCAUGUACACGCACGCCGACCGACCCGACGACGCCAUCCGGACGUACGAGAGGGCGGUGGCAGCGGGCAUGCAGGCGUCCCCGGCGACCUACACGGCGCUCAUGGCGGCGCUCACUGCAGCGGGCCGCCCCGCUGACGCCAUCGCUGCCUUCCACCGCAUGCUGCAGGCCGGCCUCCCUGCUGACGUGGCGGCGUGCGGCGCACUGCUGGCGGCGCUGGCAGAGGCGGGCGAGGCGGAGCGGGCAGAGGAGGUGCUGCGGGCCAUGCACACGGAGCACAGCGUGGAGCCCAACGCUGUCGCAUACUCCGCUGUCAUCAUGGCCUAUGGCAGGCAGGGCAUGUGGGAGGAGGCGACGCGCAUGUUUGAGGCGAUGCUGAGCGCGGGGUGUGCGCCAGACCUGCAGGUGUUCAACAUCCUCAUGGCCGCCUACGGCCUGCAGGGCCUCUCGCUGCCCGCCGCGCAGCUCUUCCGGCGCCUGCAGGCGCAUGGGCUGCGCCCCGACGCCGUCACGUACAACACGCUCAUCCAUGCCUUCAGCAAGGCCGGCCUGCCUGCCGCCGCGCUGCGUGCCUUUGAGCACAUGCGGCAGGGCGGGUGCGAGCCCGACCAUGUGACGCGCUGCCUGGUGGCGCGCAUCCUGCACGAGGCGGGCCGCCACACUGAUGCCGAACACAUGCUGCGCGCCCCUCCGCCACCGCCCCUCCUGCCCUCGCAUGUGUAGCUUCGCGUGUUCAGAAAAGUUGUAGCUUGGCCAUACAAAACAGGCUUCAGUAGAUACUGAUGCCAAGCACUGUAAAUGUGAGGCCAGUGUGGACAUGCCUGGAUGCCACUUGUGAUUCUCAUAUGUUCGUUUGGCUGGGAACAAAAUGGACACUGUUGG
Messenger RNA from Closterium sp. NIES-67, 2597 nucleotides. NCBI's taxonomy places the organism in Eukaryota, Viridiplantae, Streptophyta, Zygnematophyceae, Desmidiales, Closteriaceae. The record is from the annotation of a GenBank genome assembly.